Peromyscus leucopus (white-footed mouse) is the source of this 1530-nucleotide messenger RNA. RefSeq names its product transmembrane protein 174 (gene Tmem174). Bases 127 to 897 code for a protein of 256 amino acids. The record is from RefSeq and is a predicted model, not a curated record. The transcript has 2 exons. Lineage: Eukaryota; Metazoa; Chordata; Mammalia; Rodentia; Cricetidae.
GCCUGUGUAUGUUAUACUCUGUUAACCACGGAGACCCAAAGGUCGGUCCUUCUCUAACUGAGCCGCUGCGCUCCCCGCUCUCACAGUCUCUGCCUCCUCUCCUGCUGGAUCGUCGUGAGAGGGGCUAUGGAGCACAGCAACAAUCGCCCCGAGGACUUCCCGCUCAACGUGUUUUCUGUCACUCCUUACACCCCCAGUACGGCCGACAUCCAGGUGUCCGACGACGACAAGGCGGGGGCCACUUUGCUUUUCUCGGGGAUCUUUCUAGGACUGGUGGGGAUCACGUUCACUGUCAUGGGCUGGAUCAAGUACCAGGGCGUCUCCCACUUUGAAUGGACCCAGCUCCUCGGGCCCAUCCUCCUCUCAGUCGGAGUGACGUUCAUCCUGAUCGCUGUGUGCAAGUUCAAAAUGCUUUCCUGCCAGGGGUGCACCGAAGGCGAGGAGAGGGGCCUGGACUCGGACCAGACUUCGGGAGGACAGUCCUUCGUGUUCACCGGCAUCAACCAGCCCAUCACCUUCCACGGGGCCACCGUGGUACAGUACAUUCCUCCUCCAUAUGGUGCUCAGGAGCCUCUGGGGAUGAAUGCCGCCUACCUGCAGCCCAUGAUGAACCCUUGCGGUCUCGGCCUCGUACCUUCCAGCGGAGCAGUGGCGGCCACCCCAAGCCCCCCUCAGUACUAUACUAUCUACCCUCAAGACAACGCUGCAUUCGUGGAGAACGAGGGCUACCCUCCUUUCGUGGGUGUUAGAAACGACAGGCCCAGCUCUGAUGCUAACCAGCCAGAAGGGAUGCAGAUGGAAGAAGAGGACUCGGUCCGUUUCUCGCCUCCCCCCUAUGAGGAGAUAUAUACGCCCUCCCUCGCUAGAGACUGUAACGUUCAGGGAAUGGGCAUCUAAGUCAUUGUGAUGUGAUACUUGGAGAGAUGGAUGUCGUGACCUUCAGAAGUUAGAUGCCAAAGCAGCUCAGGCGACCUUACAGAUGUCAUUCAAGGUGGGAAAGAAGUGGAAAGGAAGGGUGUGAAACGUACCCCUUAAAUUAAGCUGCCCCGGGUUAAUUCUCAUGUGCUACAGGUUUGAAUUCUCUCAGCUAAGAAAUUCUCUGCAGCUGGAGGCAUCACUUAGUGGUAGAAUGAAAUGUAGCAUGCUCAGUGCCUGGGGUUUGAUCUCUAGUGCCAGGAAAACGAAAACAAAACCAAGUAAGAUCCCUCGGCUUAAGGUCCAGGAGGAAAACGGCACCCGUUUCCCCAUCCCCCACCCUGUCUCCAUUUCAAGGCAUUAGUGCCUUGGGAGUUUUAACUCCAGAGGCCAUGGCAGCUUUCUGAGUGAUACACUGGGACUGGAGAGGAAGUAGGCCCAACAGGGAUUUCCCCCCACCCAUGCUGGGCCUCCCAAAAUGGACUUACUUCUCCCAAACAACCUGGUUGCUAUGUGAUCUCCCUUGAAGCCUUUGGAUCUUGAAAAGUCUGUAAAAGAAAUAAAGAGGGGAAACCCAUUAACAAAUAAAUGAAUAAAUGGAGUGGAAUAAAAUAA